GGUUCGAACCCUGCUGUCGACGUUUUUAAUUCUUUAUUUUUCCGUGUAUUACUUCAUUAUUUUUGGCGUCAAUCAUCUUCACCUGCGAUUCAAUUCAACGUCUCGAACUGAAACCCCAUUAUUUUUGGCGUCAAUCAUCUUCACCUGCGAUUCAAUUCAACGUCUCGAACUGAAACCCCAGCGUGGUAGAGCAAUGCUCUCUGAAGGAUUCGAGGACGAAGAGAAAUGGCUCGCGGAAGGGAUCGCCGGAAUUCAACACAACGCAUUCUUCAUGCAUCGCGCGCUUGACGAAAACAAUCUCAGAGACGCUCUCAAAUACUCCGCGCAGAUGCUAUCGGAGCUUCGAACUUCCAGGCUCUCACCGCACAAGUACUACGACCUGUAUAUGCGAGCCUUCGACGAGCUUCGGAGGCUGGAGAUUUUUUUCAAAGACGAAAGCAGACACGGCGUUUCCAUUGUUGAUCUCUACGAACUUGUUCAGCACGCCGGAAAUAUAUUGCCUAGACUGUAUCUCCUUUGCACGGUGGGAUCAGUUUACCUGCGAUGCAAGGAUGCUCCGGCAAGGGAUGUUCUUAAAGAUCUAGUGGAAAUGUGUCGCGCUGUGCAGCAUCCAAUUCGGGGUCUAUUUUUGAGGAGUUACCUUUCUCAAAUCAGUAAGGAUAAGUUGCCUGAUAUUGGCUAUGAACGUGAAGAGGGGGAAUCUAAUGGUGUGAUGGAUGCAGUUGAAUUUGUUCUACAGAAUUUUACAGAAAUGAAUAAGCUUUGGGUUCGGUUGCAGCAGCAACAGGGACCCAGUCGGAUAAGAGAGAAGAGGGAAAAGGAAAGGAACGAGCUUCGUGAUCUGGUAGGGAAGAAUCUACACGUUCUGAGUCAAAUUGAGGGUGUGGACCUUGGGAUGUACAAAGACACCGUCCUUCCAAGUGUCUUAGAGCAGGUUGUCAACUGUAAAGAUGAGCUUGCCCAAUUUUAUCUUAUGGAGUGCAUAAUACAGGUUUUUCCAGAUGAGUACCAUUUGCAGACACUUGAGAUACUGUUAGGUGCUUGCCCCCAAUUGCAGCCCACAGUAGACAUCAAGACAGUGUUAUCUCAGUUAAUGGACAGGUUGUCAAAUUAUGCUUCCUCAAGUACUGAAGUAUUGCCUGAAUUUCUGCAAGUGGAAGCAUUUACCAAAUUAAGCACAGCAAUAGGCAGGGUUAUAGAAGCACAAGUUGACAUGCCUCUAGUGGGAGCAAUAUCUUUGCAUGUUUCUCUACUUACAUUUACUCUCCGUGUUCAUCCAGAUCGGCUUGAUUAUGUGGACCAAGUACUGGGAUCAUGUGUUAAGAAACUUUCUGGAAAACCAAAGCUCGAUGACAAUAGAGCAACAAAGCAAGUUGUUGCACUUUUAAGUGCUCCACUUGAUAAAUACAAUGAUAUUGUGACUGCUCUGACACUGUCCAAUUAUCCUCGAGUAAUGGAUCAUCUUGAUCAUGAAACAAAUAAAGUCAUGGCCAUGGUUAUUAUCCAAAGCAUUAUGAAGAAUAACACUUACAUCUCUACUGCUGAUAAGGUUGAAGUUUUAUUUGAAUUAAUAAAAGGGCUUAUAAAGGACUUGGAUGAAACAACUGAGGAUGAGGUUGAUGAAGAAGAUUUUAAUGAGGAACAAAAUUCUGUCGCUCGCCUUAUCCACAUGCUUCAUAAUGAUGACCCAGAGGAAAUGUUUAAGAUAAUAUGUACCGUAAAGAAGCAUAUUAUGAGUGGAGGACCAAGGCGCUUACCUUUUACAGUUCCUUCCCUGAUAUUUUCUGCACUUAGGUUGAUCAGGCAAUUGCAAGGGCAGGAUGGAGAUAUAGUGGGAGAAGAAGUUCCUACAACACCAAAAAAAAUAUUUCAACUUUUAAAUGAGACCAUUGAAGCUCUUGCUUCUGUAUCAUCUCCUGAACUGGCCCUGAGACUGUCUCUGCAAUGUGCUGGGGCUGCUAAUGACUGUGACCUGGAGCCUGUUGCUUAUGAAUUUUUCACUCAGGCAUUCAUAUUAUAUGAAGAAGAAAUUGCGGACUCUAAAGCCCAGGUAACUGCAAUACAUUUAAUUAUCGGGACUCUUCAGAGAAUGCACGUCUUUGGCAUUGAGAACAGGGAUACAUUAACACACAAGGCCACAGGGUAUUCAGCGAAGCUUUUGAAGAAACCUGAUCAGUGUCGAGCAGUUUAUGCAUGCUCUCAUCUCUUUUGGGUUGAUGAUCAAGAUGGUAUUAAAGAUGGAGAAAGGGUAUUGCUUUGCCUUAAGCGUGCUUUGAGGAUUGCAAAUGCUGCUCAACAAAUGGCCAAUGUAGCUAGGGGUAGCAGUGGUCCAGUAACGCUAUUUGUUGAAAUACUGAACAAGUACAUUUACUAUUUUGAGAAAGGAAACCCGCAGAUCACUAGUUCUACUAUCCAGGGGCUUAUAGAAUUGAUCACGACUGAGAUGCAGAGUGACUCUGUAACAGCUCUUCCAGCUUCAGAUGCUUUUUUUACUGGCACAUUGAGGUACAUCCAAUUCCAGAAACAGAAGGGUGGUAUACUAGGUGAAAAAUAUGACCCUAUCAAGGUCUACAUCCCUGCCUAGCAUAUCCAAGACGCCCAAAUGUGAAAUUGUACGAAAAAUUAAGCAUGUAGUUGUGAGUGUUCAUCUUCAUGAAAAACAACAAAGGUUUCAGUGUUCACUACUUGUGCAUUAUAAAAUGAUUGCAAAGUGAAUAACUCUAAAUCCUCUUGCAUCUUCCUACAAUUUUUUCUUACUAAACGAAGAAAUAAUAGAAUGUAUUUUAUAUUUUCAAUAUAUUAAAUGUAUUCACUUUUUCAUUUAA
Cajanus cajan (pigeon pea) is the source of this 2825-nucleotide messenger RNA. Its product is annotated as vacuolar protein sorting-associated protein 35B. NCBI's taxonomy places the organism in Eukaryota, Viridiplantae, Streptophyta, Magnoliopsida, Fabales, Fabaceae. Gene Ontology annotation, biological process: retrograde transport, endosome to Golgi; intracellular protein transport. Gene Ontology annotation, cellular component: late endosome; retromer complex; retromer, cargo-selective complex. The record is from RefSeq and is a predicted model, not a curated record.